GGACAGGUCUCGUGCUGGACUUGUUUACGCACGCGCCCUCUUCCUGCUGCACCAACAUGCCGACUGACAACAAACGUGUCCGCGGCCCCGAGGUGUCCCAAAGUCCGUCUCUGUUUGCAUGCAAGCCGGCGGCUGUCCUCCCGGCGCACGGCCCCAGAGCGGACGGUCGGCAGCGGGAUCAGGUGGACGUCCGGCCGGUGUUUGUCCGCUGCGGGCUCGUGAGCCAGGCCAAAGGCUCCGCGUACAUCGAGGCUGGAGACACCAAGCUGAUGUGCUGCGUUUACGGCCCCAGAGAGACGGAGCGGAAAGACGAGACCGACAUGAAAUGUGGAAGGUUGACUACUGACAUGCGUUUUGCUCCAUUUUCCUGCCCGGAGAGGGGCUCCUGGAUUCAGGGGAGCCAGGACAAGGACUUUUCCCUGAUGCUGCACGAGAGUCUACAGCCCGCCGUGUGCCUCCACAAAUACCCCCGCUCUCAGAUCGAGGUCAACGUGAUGAUCCUUGAGAACAGCGGCUCGGUUCUGGCCCACGCAGUCACGUGCGCUUCUCUAGCUCUCGCGGAUGCAGGGAUUGAAAUGUACGAUCUGGUGCUCGGUUGCUCCAUACGGCAGGAUGGCGCCUCUUAUGUGGUCGACCCCUCUUACAUGGAGGAGAACAGCUGCAGCUCGGUCAGCGGUGAGAACCAGGGCCGCCUGACUGUUGCGUUCCUCCCCAGCCUGAACCAGAUAUCUGGGCUGCAGUCGGAUGGAGAAAUGACUGAGGAGACGCUGACGGCGGGGGUUCGGACCUGCAUAGAGGGAUGUUAUAAACUGUACCCGGUCAUCCAGCAGGCCCUGGCCAAAGCUGUGCGCAGGGCCGCGCCCCCACCAUCAGAGAGCUGAGAGACUCAAUAACUGCUCGGGUUCAUUGUUUUUCUACUUUAUAAUUUCCAGCCCUGACUUUUUUGACAAUAUGUCUCUAUGAUUGCUAUUAUGUUGUUUACUUAAACACAAAUAAGACGGAUUUAACUGUAUUUUCUUAUUAAAUGAUAUACCCAUGCAUUUAUGUGUUUUAUUCUGCAUUUGAAACUUUAAAUUUUAAACAUUGACCUUGGAAAGGG
Molecule: messenger RNA, 1099 nt
Organism: Plectropomus leopardus (leopard coralgrouper)
Lineage: Eukaryota; Metazoa; Chordata; Actinopteri; Perciformes; Serranidae
Gene: exosc6
Product: exosome component 6
Biological process (GO): nuclear mRNA surveillance; poly(A)-dependent snoRNA 3'-end processing; rRNA catabolic process
Cellular component (GO): cytoplasmic exosome (RNase complex); nucleolus; nuclear exosome (RNase complex)
Molecular function (GO): RNA binding
Source: RefSeq, a predicted model, not a curated record